UUAUGAUUAUAUACUAUUCAUAGAGGAGAACAGUAGAAAGACAUAAAAAUAUAAUAUAGACCUUGAGUACUAGAAAGAAUAUCCGUCAAGAGAUUUAAUUAAUUAGUGAUUGGAUGACCUUAGACCCUUUGAUUAUUGGGUAGCGCCUUGGCAGUGGGCGUGCAUUUACCAAGACACGCCGGGCGCCAAAGCUAUAUAUAUACUGAGAGUCCCUCCCACAGAGCGUCUUCUCAAGCAAGCCAACCUUCUCUACAACACUUCCGUGUAAGCAUUCACCUCUACUUUUCUGCACUCUCGAGACCUAAAAGUGCAAUGUCCCUCUUCGCAAAUGACAACAGUCUCAGUGCUCUCAUCAACAGACCACGUCCAAGCCGAUGGGCACUAUUCCUCAAAGAACCCUGUGUUUUUAUUGCUCGGACGCUCUACAGCUGGCGAUAUGUUCUUCCUAGCGAUCCAAUAAAUCCAAUCACUGUGGUAUGCAUUUCAGACACGCACAACAGCCAACCACCAGUUCCUGCAGGGGACAUACUUAUACACGCUGGAGAUUUGACCCAAAGCGGCACUCAGGAAGAGCUCGCUGCGGCUAUCGAAUGGCUGAAGGCCUUACCUCAUGCACACAAAAUUCUCGUAGGCGGCAACCACGACGCUCUCCUUGAUAAAUCCUUCACCCGGCACAGAUCUGACCGGGUCAUGAAAGGGCUUGACUGGGGAGAUUUGAUAUACCUGGAAAGGGAGAGCGUGGUAGUGUCUUGCUCGAAUGGGCGACGCAUCUCGAUAUAUGGAAGCCCGAUGUCGCCGCGUCAUGGGAACUGGGCUUUUCAAUAUCCACGGACGGAAGAUAUAUGGACAAACACUAUUCCAUCUGAUCUAGAUAUUCUUAUCACUCAUGGUCCACCGAAAGGCCAUCUCGACUGUGGCGGGCUCGGCUGUGCGUUUCUGCUUCGGGAGAUCUGGAGAGUAAAACCCAAGCUUCAUGUGUUCGGACAUGUCCACGAAGGGCAUGGCAAGGAAUGGAUCCCGUACAGUGUUCUUCAGGAGGCAUAUGAGGCUACGGUUGUGAUGCGCGGAGGACUCAGCAACAUGAUCUGGACGGUCUGGAUGUAUCUGAGGGUAAGGUUCGCACCGCCUACAAAGUCGAGCACUUUGUUGGUCAAUGCAGCACAAGUAGGCGGACUGAGAGAUGAGGUUAAGAGGGCUCCCAUAGUAGUGCGAAUAUAAGGGCGCGU
Messenger RNA from Pseudovirgaria hyperparasitica, 1226 nucleotides. RefSeq names its product putative phosphoesterase. The transcript has a single exon. The record is from RefSeq and is a predicted model, not a curated record. Gene Ontology annotation, molecular function: hydrolase activity. The coding region runs from base 313 to 1218 and encodes 301 amino acids. Lineage: Eukaryota; Fungi; Ascomycota; Dothideomycetes; Acrospermales; Acrospermaceae.